Molecule: messenger RNA, 1180 nt
Organism: Manihot esculenta (cassava)
Lineage: Eukaryota; Viridiplantae; Streptophyta; Magnoliopsida; Malpighiales; Euphorbiaceae
Product: short-chain dehydrogenase TIC 32, chloroplastic
Exons: 8
Coding region: 152-1120 (322 amino acids)
Source: RefSeq, a predicted model, not a curated record
CAGGGGGGGAUCCGGCUCCCUAGUCUCGAUUACAGUAGCCCCUUAGUUGACGUCACCACUGGAUUGGGCAUACUAGAGCGACCAAGCGCCAAGUGCUAAACCCGCUCGUUAAACUAUUUUUCGUCUCCUUGUAUCUGAGAGUAGAGAGGGAAUGUGGUUGUUUAGCAGGACAGGACCAUCUGGAUUCUCAGCUUCUUCCACUGCGGAGGAAGUGACGCAGGGGAUUGAUGGGUCUGGUCUCACUGCCAUUGUCACAGGAGCAUCAGGUGGUAUUGGCUCUGAAACAGCACGUGUCCUUGCAUUGCGUGGCGUUCAUGUGAUUAUGGGAGUUCGGAAUAUGGAAGCAGGCAGGGAGGUUAAAGAAUCAAUAAUUAAGGAAAACCCACGUGCAAAAGUUGAUACCAUGGAAUUGGAUCUAAGUUCAUUGGCAUCUGUAAGGAAAUUUGCAGCAGACUAUAGAUCCUUAGAUCUUCCCCUGAACAUUCUCAUUAACAAUGCAGGAAUCAUGGCAACUCCUUUCAUGCUUUCCAAAGACAACAUAGAGCUUCAGUUUGCAACAAACCACAUUGGUCACUUUCUUUUGACAAAUCUGCUAAUGGACACCAUUAAAAAGACAGCAGGUGGAAGUAGGAAAGAAGGAAGGAUUGUGAAUGUCACAUCACGGCGUCACAAGUUCUCAUAUCCAGAGGGGAUUCGUUUUAAUAAAAUUAAUGAUUCAUCGGGGUAUAAUUGUCUAUCUGCAUAUGGUCAGUCGAAGCUUGCAAAUGUUUUGCAUGCCAAUGAACUUGCAAGGCGUCUACAGGAAGAUGAGGUAGAGGUAACAGCAAAUUCAGUUCAUCCAGGACCAAUCGCCACCAACCUUUUUCGACAUCAUAUCAUUCUCAAAGGUGUUGUUGAUCUUCUUGGUAAAUAUGUGAUAAAAAAUGUAGAGCAGGGAGCAGCAACUACUUGCUAUGUUGCGCUGCAUCCACAAGUUAAAGGGUUGAAUGGCUGCUAUUUUUCAGACAGCAACGUGGCCGAAGCUAGCUCGCACGCUACUGAUGCCAAGUUGGCGAGGAAACUAUGGAAUUUCAGUUUAGAUUUGGUCAGUAGUUGCCCAGGUGCAAGGAAUUCAAAAUAACUUUUACCGUUGAUGUAAAUUUUGAAUGGAAGCAAGCAAUUCUUACCAAGUGCUUUUUAA